Aspergillus saccharolyticus JOP 1030-1 is the source of this 1275-nucleotide messenger RNA. RefSeq names its product polysaccharide deacetylase family protein. The record is from RefSeq and is a predicted model, not a curated record. Gene Ontology annotation, biological process: carbohydrate metabolic process. Bases 1 to 1275 code for a protein of 424 amino acids. The transcript has 4 exons. NCBI's taxonomy places the organism in Eukaryota, Fungi, Ascomycota, Eurotiomycetes, Eurotiales, Aspergillaceae. Gene Ontology annotation, molecular function: hydrolase activity, acting on carbon-nitrogen (but not peptide) bonds.
AUGAUUUUCUACUGCCAAAAUCCCGUGCAACCGAAGGGAAAGCUCCUUCCUAACUUAGGCACAACGCCACCACCGCCUCCUCCACCACCAGCUACUCCCGACAUCCUCCACAACUCUCAGGGACCACCCAACAGCAUCCUAAUUGACACCUUCCAGCACCAAGAUGUCAACGACCUCGGCCAUUGGCACGGAGCCUUGGAAGGCCUGACGGUGCAUCACGGGCCAGGCUUCGUGCGCUUCUUCCCCUCGGACCCGGAUCACAAUUACCACACCCAGCUCUCUGCGUCCUCGUGCUACGAUCUCCGCGCCUACCAGCCGAGCCACUACUUGCACAUCGUCUUCGGUGGCACAACCAAGUUUUCCAUCUUCUUGAACGAGAACAAUGCGGCCUGCGACUUCAUGCGCAACCCUUUCCCGCAGACCUCGGACGUGGUUGAGGCGGUCCGCUACUCGCGCGGCAACGACAUCUACAUCCCACUCGCCCACUUCCACAUCGACCAGUCCCGGGCCGUCUCCGUUAGCUUCGGCGGUUUCUACUCGCUAGAGCCCCUGACGCUGUACCGCGUGGAGAUCGUCCCUUCGAUCCCCGUGGGGUUCCCGGUCCCGCAUCGCAUGAACAACGGCCGGCUGAUGUUGACGUGUACACGGCCCGGGUCGUUUGCGUUCGGCAUCGAUGACGGCCAGCCCAGAUUCGCGCAGGAGGUCAUGAAGAUUUUGGAGGAGGAGCGUGUGCUGGUGACCUUCUUUGUAGUUGGACUGGGGUUACGGGAUCGUGAGACCAACUUCUCCAAUGUGUAUCGCGAGAUGAUCAAGCGAGGCCAUCAGAUUGCUUUGCAUUCGGAUACACAUCGAAAAAUGGAAGGUCUUGCUUCCACUGCAGAAAUCGACCGCGAGAUUGUCGAAAACAUCAUAGCUUUCCGGCAGAUCCUGGGUAUCGAGACUCACUACUUCCGCCCCCCAUUUGGCACUCUCGGAGCACGUACCCGGCAACGCCUGGCAAACUUCAUCACCGAGCCACAAGUCAUCACCUGGAGCGUGGACAUCGAGGACUGGCUGUGGGCCGACUCCAAGACCCCGGAAAAACAGUGUGAGGCUUUUUUCCGGGACGUCAUGCACGGGGGUAAUCUGGCCGUCAUGCAUUUCCUGAGCGCGACGACUGUAAGCUACUUCCGGGAGGUGAUACAAUUUGUCAAGCGUCAAAACAUGACGAUUAUGCGCAUUGAUCAAUGCCUAGAAGACCCGAGGAGCCCGCCGUUGAAGUUUCCAAUUCAUUGA